UGGGUCCUCUCGGGGCCGGGCGGAGAGGGCUGGGGGCGGGGCCCGGAGGGCACCCCCGGGGACGCAGCACGGCUGGGGCAGGCGCCCGCUCCCUGACGUCGUGGAGGGUGGAGGAGCGCGUCUAAGAGGAACCUGGACCCGGGGCCCUGGGCGCCUUGAAUCCUGCUUGUCUAUGAAAUGCAGUUAACACAUCGGCUGGACCUAUUUCCUGAAUGCAGGGUGACCCUUCUGUUAUUUAAAGAUGUAAAAAAUGCUGGAGACUUGAGAAAAAAGGCCAUGGAAGGUGCUAUUGAUGGUUCAUUAAUAAACCCUAAGGUGAUUGUCGAUCCAUUUCAGAUACUUGUGGCAGCAAACAAAGCAAUUCAUCUCUACAAAUUGGGAAAAAUGAAGACAAGAACUCUAUCAACUGAAAUUAUUUUCAACCUCUCCCCAAAUAACAAUAUUUCAGAAGCUUUGAAAAAAUUUGGUAUCUCAGCAAAUGACACUUCAGUUCUAAUUGUUUACAUUGAAGAGAGAGAAAAACAAAUAAAUCAAGAAGACCUAAUAUCUCAGGUUGAAGGUCAUCAAGUUUCUCUGGAAAACCUUCCUGACGUAACAAAUAUUACAGAAGUCAAAAAGAUAUAUAAACUAUCUUCACAAGAAGAAAGUAUUGGAACAUUAUUGGAUGGUAUCAUUUGUAGAAUGUCAACAAAAGAUGUUUUGUGAAAUGAUAGAAAUAUUUAAAAUCUUCAGCAUUUAUAAAAAUAACAUGGAUUUUUCUUUCUUGAUUAUUACAUAUGUUCAGUGGUAGAAAACACAAUGUUACAAAAAGAAAAAAAGCCACUACUGGUUUCUCUCUUAAUUUUUUAAAAGAUAGCCACUGUUGCUGUCAUGUGUUGUCUUCUAGUCUUAUGUUUCUAUUCAAAUAUAUUUCAUCUUUAUGUAAUUGGAAUAA
Molecule: messenger RNA, 934 nt
Organism: Ailuropoda melanoleuca (giant panda)
Lineage: Eukaryota; Metazoa; Chordata; Mammalia; Carnivora; Ursidae
Gene: TPRKB
Product: TP53RK binding protein
Exons: 5
Coding region: 178-705 (175 amino acids)
Biological process (GO): tRNA threonylcarbamoyladenosine modification
Cellular component (GO): EKC/KEOPS complex; cytosol; nucleus
Source: RefSeq, a predicted model, not a curated record